This is a messenger RNA of Pterocles gutturalis (yellow-throated sandgrouse), 2217 nucleotides long. It is a transcript of the gene LRIF1, whose product is annotated as ligand dependent nuclear receptor interacting factor 1. Gene Ontology annotation, biological process: regulation of DNA-templated transcription. The record is from RefSeq and is a predicted model, not a curated record. Gene Ontology annotation, molecular function: nuclear retinoic acid receptor binding. The transcript has 3 exons. The coding region runs from base 7 to 2217 and encodes 736 amino acids. Lineage: Eukaryota; Metazoa; Chordata; Aves; Pterocliformes; Pteroclidae.
GGCUGUAUGUACCGAGUAGUUCAGACGACGGGACCAGAUGGAAAAAACCUUCUGAAAUUACUUCCAAUUUCUAAAUCUUCUGGAACCUUUGUGCCAAUAGUUCAAUCUUCGGCCAUGCCAAAUAAUUCUAAAGCGAAUAUUCCUAGUCCAGUCCAUCUUACUUUUAAGACACAGCUUGCCAAUACUACUGCACCUUCAUCUGUUAAGAUAACUCAUCCUGGAAAGAUUAUUCUUACAACGACAUUAGACAAACAGGGAAGUGUUAGGGCAGGUUCUGAAAAAGAAAGCUCAAUUCCAAAAUCAGCUGCUACCAUCCAGAACAGUUGUAUUUCAGUUGAUAGACUGUCUUUGCAGAACAUUGCUGUAACAAGUUCAUCUGACCAGCGUAACACCGCAUACAUGUUGGUAAACACACACAGUCUUCCAGUUACUGUGAAGCCUUCAGUACUGCCUUCUGGCCAUCACCUCCAGAUACCAGCUGAUGCAGAAGUUAAAUCUGUCCCAGCUUCUUUUUUACCACCUGCAAUACAGCAAAAAAUACUUGCAGCUGCAGCAACAAACGUGGCUGGAGGAGCUGACAGUACAAAAAUGCCAACUGUUAUUUACGUGUCACCAGUAAAAACAGUGAAAACAGUACAUCCCAAGACUUUUCAAAGCAUUUGCCCAAAACCUGCCACAGAAGUUUCAAAAACAUUAAUAAUGACAGCUGCACAAAUGGCAAGUAGUUCUUCUCCUGAGACAGUAACAUCAGAUGGUCAGCAAACUCCGAUGAAAUGGAUUGUGCAAGAAAGUCCACAGUCAUCAACGCCUUGCCUUAUUCCUGUAAAGUCAUCAAAUAAUGUAGCUUCCAAGAUCUUGAAAACUUGGUCCGACAUGAAGGAUGUAGAAGUUAACUCUGCAAAUAUUUUACCACCCUGUUCUAGUGGUCCUGGUGGAAGUCAAACAAAAAUCACAUCUAUUAAAGAUAAUGCUCUGGUCCUGUACAAUGGGAAAGUCUAUUUGUUGACCAAAAGAGGCUCUGAUGUUCUAUCAGCCCAAGCUGACAAACAACAAUCUUCCUCUUCUGAUGCUUCACUUAAAAAGGAGACAUCCAAGCUAAUUGACUCUACUGCAGUCAAUAAAAUAACCAACAAAGUAGUGAAUCUGGUAUUGUCAAAAAACAAAGGAAUGGUGCUGUCUCAGAAAGAACCGAAAACAUCUCAAAAAAAUUCUUCACCAGCUGACUUAAGAAGUGACUUAAAGUCUGCACCUGCUGCUCUGGUGACACGAAGUGCUGAUCAGCAGAAUUCCACUGUAAGCCAGAGAAAGGGUUUGCCCUUCACCGAGAGCAUUUCAAGUGGAGUGACCCCUGUUACAGCAGUAGGGACUCAGGAAAAUGUAUGCCAAAAUGGCAAAGAAAGGAUUCAUUCCCCCAAAGCAGCAAGUGCUGUUUUACCUCAGUCUAAGCAAGAGAGUUCUUUCAGUGAAGACUGUCAAAAGAUCCAGAUGGAUUCACCAGGAAAGGUUAUUCAAAUCAAACACCAGGAGGAGCCAUAUUGGAAACAAUACUUGGAAUUAAGGAAAAAAUUUGGUCUCUCUAAGGAGGAGAGAGUGUACCUUAGGAGAAUACCAUUAAAGACCUCCUGGGAGAAACCAGAAGAAAGGGUUUGUUCCAGUAACAGCUUGAAAAGGAGAAAUUAUUCUUGCAGUUCAUCAUCAUUAGAUGUGGAAAUAACAAAUCAACAUCAGGAAUGCGUUAAAGCAGAAAAGAUAAUUGUGGAUCUGGAAGAGGAUUUGACCCAGAAAAAGAAAAUAAAAUCCUCAGCACUGUCAGACAGUGGAAAGAGAAGGAAAUUGUCAGUCAAAUCAACCACAAGUCCAAGUUCAGAAAACACCAGCUCAAGUUCCAGUGUACUUAACAGAAGUGUUUCACCUCCACCUGUCCUAUCACAGCAAAGUAUUUCCACAGACGUUGUUACAUCUUCUCUAGGGGGGGACUCUGAGCAAGAUCCAUACUCUCAAUAUAGUGACGUUACAGACUCAAGUAUUCCAGUUUUAGUGUCUUCUGAAGAUGGUACUUCAGUUCUCGAAGGUUCUUUCAGAGAUGAUGCUUUCCCUUUGACUCCCCCAGACUUGGAUGAAACAAUACGGGAUGAAAAAAUAAAACGACUCAAGCAGCUCUUAAGAGAACGAGAAGCAGCGCUUGAAGAGAUGCGUAGAAAAAUGCAGCAAAGCUGA